Messenger RNA from Asparagus officinalis (garden asparagus), 936 nucleotides. RefSeq lists its product as uncharacterized. The transcript is spliced from 8 exons. The record is from RefSeq and is a predicted model, not a curated record. NCBI's taxonomy places the organism in Eukaryota, Viridiplantae, Streptophyta, Magnoliopsida, Asparagales, Asparagaceae. The coding region runs from base 1 to 936 and encodes 311 amino acids.
AUGCACGCUGUUGUGCUCUCUUCUUAUGCUAUUCUCAUUGAUAGCGGUAAAAAUCCUUACCCCGCUGUUGGGGCUCUCUACAUUCCACAGCAGAGCCAAGCCUCCUACUCUGCGGGUCUAUCAACCGCUGGUUGUGGUGAUGGUGAAAUCUUUAGUAUUACCUCUUCAAUAGGCACGACUGCUACAACUGGUGGUGGAACUCCAGAAAAUAGCCAAGCCUCCUACUCUGCGGGUCUAUCAACCGCUGGUUGUGGUGAUGGUGAAAUCUUUAGUAUUACCUCUUCAAUAGGCACGACUGCUACAACUGGUGGUGGAACUCCAGAAAAUCUCUCUAAAACUCUGCUCCGCUACAUGAAAAGAAGUGAAAACCACAGCGUCGGAGCGCUAGCAAGAUCAUCUCCAUCUGCCCCCAGGGGAAAAGGGCUACUAGGAGAGCGUGGAGAGAGCGAAAUGAGUCCCGAUUCCGUUCCUGUGUCUCCUGGUGAGCCUGACCCGCUGCCCCAGUUUAAAAGGCCUACAGGGGUUGCCGACAUUAGGGAGGAUAGCAAUGUAGGACCUGAUUCCGCAGAUCCAGAUAACUUGCAGGAGGCAUACGUGGAUUUUGGGAAUAAAGAGGCUAACGCAUCCAUAAGGGAUUUCUCUAUUGAUGAUUUUGACGAGGAAGGCUUGAUCGCGGAGACUCCUACACUCCACUUCAUGUAUAGCUCUCCUCAAUUUGAUGGCCAGUUACCCGGAGAUAUAUUUUCCGAGCCUACGUUCGAUAAGAAUCUUGAGGAUGAUUCUUUCGAAGGAGUUUUUGUUGAGAAUGACCCUGUUGAGCCGGCUAUGGGACCAACUACACCAGUUGAUACACCCCCAGCCGUUACACCUCCACCACCCCCAGUGACUCAAGAGGGUAUGAAUACUAUUUAUUUACUCUUCAAGGUCUUUUUCUGA